Molecule: messenger RNA, 929 nt
Organism: Culicoides brevitarsis
Lineage: Eukaryota; Metazoa; Arthropoda; Insecta; Diptera; Ceratopogonidae
Product: mucin-6-like
Exons: 2
Coding region: 37-855 (272 amino acids)
Source: RefSeq, a predicted model, not a curated record
GUUUCAGUCGCGUUUCGCAUCAAAUUUUGUUCAAAAAUGCUCCUUAAAGUAUCUCUCGUCUUGUUCUUUGGGAUUUUCGUCGAUGCCCAAGACUUGUGUUCGGGUCCCAACGAAGCAUGGAACGACUGUGGCUCGUAUUGCAACCAAAAAUGUGGCGAAAUUGAACUUUUUUGCGAAUUUGAAUGCACUCCGGAUUGUUUUUGCGUUGAAGGUCAUCGUCGAAACAGCCUAAAUAUUUGCGUUCCCGAAGAAGAAUGUGACGUUCGUCCUCAAAUAAGUGCAAAAACUUGCUCCGGCAUCAACGAAUUCUACACAAAUUGCGGCAAUAACUGCACCGAUCAAUGUCACAGCAACGAAAAAACGUGUCGCGAUACCGAAUGUCAAGCUGGAUGUUUUUGCAGGAACGGUUACAAGCGAAAUUCGGCAGGAAUUUGUGUGCCGCCCAAACAAUGUUUCUGCAAUGACGAGACAGAAGAGUACAAAGCAGGUGAUCGUUGUUGCGAAUCUUGUGAACAAAUUUUUUGCACCCAAAAAUACGAAAUUGGAUGUUUUUGUAAAGCAGGCUUGAAACGAGAUCCGAAGACGGGAAAAUGCGUUUUGCCCGAAAAAUGUCCCAAAAGUAUCGUUGCGACGUUGUAUUGCAAGGAAAAUGAAGAGUUGAAGUGCAGCAACAAGUGUUUGGAGUUGCCUAAAGACGAACAGGGAGAAGGAUGUACGAAGGAAUGUUACUAUGAUUGUUUUUGCAAAGAAGGGUUUGUGCGAGAUUCGAAGACGAAAAAAUGUGUUGUUCCGAAAAAACAUGAAGGCUAUUAUCUUAUUCCUCAAUGUAUUUUAAAAUAUGUUCCAUUUGUGUAAAAAAAAGAUGUGAAAUUAUUUCAAUCAAUAAAUAAAAAAAAAAUUAAAAAUUUGUUUUAAUUUUUGUUUAAUUU